UGGGACAGCAUUAGUGACUCUGGCUGGAACGCAACUCGCUAGCUAAUCACCAUUCCUUCUUCGUCUCCUUGCACUGUGACAUCUUCCAUCUCUUCCUUGGCGCCCCGUUUCCUUUCUUUUUCCUUUUCCUUUUCUGUGACCCGCCGGUGAUGACGGUGCCUUGGAGAGGGGUUUUGUAAAGAGGUGAACACGAAGCUGGAAACGGAGUUUGAAGCGAGGCGAGGAGAUCGAACCUGAGAAUAGGAAUCGAAGAAAAUUCGAGGCUCUGAUGGUAAGAAAAGGGUCCUAGGGUUUAUAAGGUGCUACGAUCCGCCAUUUGAAGCGCUUGGUGGAAAUGGGUCUGAAUGGGAAAUAGGUUUGAAGCGCUUCCCGGUAACUAUUGUUCAUCUGGUCCCCGGCUUCUUGAUCUGCUGCCCUGCUGGGCUCAAUCUCUGUUCUGAUGCACACGUGUGCAUCUGAUUGAUUUUACACAUUUUUUGUGCUUUCUGUUUCAGGUGCUCCCUAGGUUCCCUUUAUAUCUUUGAUCUUAGAUUUGUUCUCAGAUUUGGGGCUCUUUGUAUUUGGAUUGGGAUCUUCCUCUCUCGUAGUACACUACUCCCUAUGAUAAUAACAUUUCUUUCUGGGAUAACAACUACUACAAAAAGAACAGAAAGAUAUAGGCUACGAGCAUCAAUGAAAAGAAAUGGGUCUGACUGGGAGAGUGAAGCUUUUUAAUUUUGAUCGGAAAUGGGUUCGAUAUGAAAGAUGUUUUUCUGUUGAUUCUUUGUUUAAUUUUGGUUUUUGUUUGGUUUCUGUUUGUUGAUUCAUGUUUUUCUGGUUGGUUUCUGAGAGAAAGAUGGGUUUGUUCGUGAUGGAGUGGAUUGGGAAUAAGAUAAAGAGGAGGGGUUGUUAAAGCGGUAUGAAGAGCUUGAUACGGAUGCAGGCAGAAAACCCCACCAAAUGUAAUCUUUGUGUGGCAAGUACCGUCGGCCUUAGACAUGUCACAUGCGAUAAUAGGAUAAUGGUAACUAAUAUUAGCCACAACUCACACACGCAUGCGCGAGCCUGGUCUAUCAUAUAGUCAUAUACAUAAGACGAAGUUUGGUUGUGAAUGGAAAAGCACGGGGAUCGAGUUGCAAUGGAGAAGAAUAGCUGCAAGGUAUGUGUUACGGGAGGUGCAGGCUUCAUUGGCUCUUCGCUAGUAAAGAAGCUUUUGCACAAAGGAUAUACUGUUCAUGCCACACUGAGGAACUUAGAUGAUAGGUCCAAGGUAGGCCUUCUAAAGAGCUUUCCUGAGGCAGACAAAAGAUUAGUGUUGUUUGAAGCUGACAUUUACGAUCCUGAUGCGUUUGAGCAUGCAAUAAAAGGCUGUGAAUUUGUUUUCCAUGUUGCAACUCCCUUGCAACACAACAAGGGCUCUGAUCAGUACAGAAACAUAACUGAAGCCGCGAUUGCUGGGGCAAAGAGCAUUGCAAUGUGUUGUGGUAGAGCAGGAACAGUUAGGCGACUAAUCUACACAGCCUCUGUGGUUUCCGCAUCUCCUCUGAAACAUGAUGGAAGUGGUUUCAAAGACUUGAUGGAUGAAACAUGUUGGACGCCUCUGAAUCUUUCAUUUGCUUACUGUAAUGAUUCACUAAAGGACUAUACAGAUUCGAAGACAAUGGCAGAGAAAGAGAUCCUGAGGUAUGGUGACAACAAUAACGGUGAUGGAUCAUUGGAGGUGGUAUCCCUGCCCUGUGGCCUUGUGGGAGGGAAUACACUCUUAUCAUCCAUACCCAGUAGCACGGCUAUACUUAUCUCCCAGCUUACCAACAUGGCCAAUGAGCAGCGAACGCUAAAUAUUUUGGAGGAACUUCUCGGAAAGAUUCCAGUCGUGCAUAUUGAUGAUGUCUGUGAAGCCCAUAUCUUCUGUAUGGAGAAGGAUUCAAUCAAUGGUAGAUUCUUGUGUGGAAGCUCUUAUGUUUCAUCCCCAGAAAUAGCCAAUCACUGUCGACAACAUUACCCAGAUCAGUUUCAUGUAUUUGGAUAGGCCGGAAAGGAAAAUCGAGUGGGGUUCCAAAAAGCUUAUUGAGAAAGGUUUUGUAUACAAAUGUGAUUUGAAGAUGAUAAUAGAUGAAAGCAUCGAGUCUGCAAGGAGGUUGGGCUAUCUCUAGUGGUAACUUGCUUUGCCCUACAUGAGGAGAAACAAAGGGAGGCCUUUGACUAAAUGCCAAUGGCCCUCCUAUAUAUCCAAUAUCAUGGAAAGGUCCACUCCAUUGAGUGGGCUUGGAACCUGUUGUUGGCUAGCUAGUUAAGUAGAGUAUGUGCUGUGUUAAUUAAAUACUCUUGGGCUAUAUACUAUUUAUGUUAAUUACAUCUCUUUGUCACUUGCUGUAAUUAAUCAAGUUGAUUUGUUGAACCUGUUGCUUGCUGCAUAGAGAAACAACUCUGGAUGUUUAAGAAGAUUGAGGUGAUAAUGUUGAAACUGAUCUUUAGAAA
Alnus glutinosa is the source of this 2457-nucleotide messenger RNA. RefSeq names its product NADPH HC-toxin reductase 1-like. Lineage: Eukaryota; Viridiplantae; Streptophyta; Magnoliopsida; Fagales; Betulaceae. The transcript is spliced from 5 exons. The coding region runs from base 1091 to 2008 and encodes 305 amino acids. The record is from RefSeq and is a predicted model, not a curated record. Gene Ontology annotation, molecular function: oxidoreductase activity, acting on the CH-OH group of donors, NAD or NADP as acceptor.